Acanthosepion pharaonis is the source of this 2493-nucleotide messenger RNA. The record is from the annotation of a GenBank genome assembly. NCBI's taxonomy places the organism in Eukaryota, Metazoa, Mollusca, Cephalopoda, Sepiida, Sepiidae.
AUGUCCAGUAGCAUCUAUCUAUCUAUCUUAUUUUACUUUAUCUAUCUAUCUAUCUAUCUAUCUAUCUAUCUAUCUAUCGCGUCCUGGAUUUAUUUUCCGAAUUUGGCGUUGGAUAACUUCACGGUUAAAAUGAUUACGAAACCUUUGCAAUAUACACUUAUUUUGAUUAUCGCAUUUCUUAUUUGGUGGACGUUUUUUCUUUGGAUUGGUAUGAAGCCGAUUGCUCUGAAAUCGGUUAGGUACAAAAAAAACUACGGAGAAUUGCAUAACGACUACUCGGCGAUUCGUAUUCUUCGGAGAAGCCUGGUCCAAAAACUCCAGGAACCACUGGAAACCAAUUCUUCUUUGAUUCACCUCUGUCAGUCCUACAACGCGACAGACCCAAAUAUUUGCUUCGUAAAACUUAAGUGUUAUCUUAACGAAACCAAAAAUCCCUGCCAGAACGUGUCUUGCUUUAACUGCAACUUCCGGUAUUACGACAAACAGAUUAACAAACAGAUUAUCACUUUUCAUUACAAACUGUUCGAAGAUCCUAAAUUCAUACGCCGGAAAGUGUGCAGAUUUCUUGAAGACUAUCAUUAUCACUUACCGCACGACACGUCGCUACACGGGGUACUGCGUUGUGUGACGUGUGACCAUCACAAGGGACAGGAAACGCUAUCCACUUCUGUGGCUAUGCAGGCCUUUCAAUCAAACUGUAAAAGCCAAUCAAAGAACAGAGGCAUGCUUUUGGGAACGAACGUCACUGUUCCGAGUAUACAUUUGUUUUAUUUCCGAUUCUUUUCUCGACAGGAAUUUCAGUCGAAAUUUCACCGGACUAAUGCGCAACUGAAGAAGAUACAGUCUGCUUUGCAUGCCGAUGUCUACAACUUCACGAAACAUCAAAGCACGAAGAUCAAAUACGCCGAAGGUUUGAAGCAGCUUCUCUGCGGCGAGCUGCCGACCUCUGGCAUGGAAUCGGGAGAAUUCACCUGCAACAAUUCGCUCGCUCAUACAGCGGCCAUGCACGGCUACAAGACCUACCUGUUCGAUCACACCUGCGAAGAAUCAAUGUCUGGAACGAUAAGGAAACUUUUCAGCAAUUUUUUCCGACAUGCCGAUUUUGGAACCGAUCGACAAAGCCAUAAUGCUUUUAACGAUCUGCCACGCAGUCUGCGAGACAAGUUUUGCCAAAAGCAGACAUCCAAAGACGGCGAGGACGCAGACCUGUCCGGUUUCUUUGAUUAUCACAAAAUUCUUAACAAAAUGGAAGGAAGUAACGGCUACCUUCUAUUUUCUAUUAUUCGGACGUCGGACAUCAGCGAGAGCCACUUGGACAGCGUCGACAAACGUUUAGCGUCAGUUGUGGAAUACCUAAGCCGAAAGAAGAACACGGCUGUUAUUCUAAUUGGCGAUAUUGGGCACGGACUUAGUCCCCCUGGAUGGAAAAACUUCCGAAUAACUCAACUCUCAAAUCCACCUCUAAACAUCGUACUGUCGAAGCGGCUACAGGCGUCUCUUGGAAAGGAGAAAAUACAAAAUAUAUAUAAAAACAGACAGCGACUGGUGACGCUCAAAGACGUUCAUCGUACGAUUAGAGACAUUUUAAUAAAUGGUUAUUAUCGAGAAACAGACGAAGUGACUUUUGAUAGCCGUCUCGGUGAUAACGAAAUGAAUUUCGGUCUCUUUCACCCGCUUCCUCAAAGUCGGUCGUGCGCAUUCUUACGCGUCACGCAGCCGCAUAUCUGCUUAAACGAAAACGAGGCUGUCCCUUUCGAGAACGACAGCAUUCAAGUAGGCCUGGCCGAAUUCGUGCUUGGCCGCCUCAACGAACGCAUCCAAACCGACAUCGAGGCCGAGCAAAACGACUCAGGCCUGUUUAUGCUCUCGCCGUUCGGCCAUUGCCGUCGCCUGAAGGGCAUCACUUUUGGUAACAUCCAAAGGUGGUGGGAAGGAGACCAGGUGUUGACGCAAAUGGAUAUCCACGUGCUAGGCAAGGACGUUCGGAAUCUGGACACCCUAACCGUUCUUUUGUCGAUGAACGACAACAGUGGCGUACCGGAUGUGAAGCUGCUCUCUUACCGGCGAAAUAUGCACUCCAACAGCAGUUCACAAAUUUGCUACAGGGGAAAUCUAGACUACGACCUGUGCCGGUGUAUCGAGACUGGGGCCCAAAGCAUGGCCUCCUGGAGGUCAGCGUAUCUUCGAAUGACCUUCAGCAAGUCUUUUGGCGUCACGUCCAAGGUGGCUAAUAUAAAUAACCAGUGCCUGCUGCUUUUGAUGAGGGACUACACUAACAGUAUUGUGUUUGAAGCAACCAAUAUUUGCGAGGGGAAAGAAUAUGUUGUCGGUUUAUAUGUCGAAACGUGGAACAUGAUAUCUCUGGAGAAAUUACCUGUACGAAAAACAGUGAAACCGUUUCAGGCGAAAUUCCUCACGGCGAUUGUGCAAACUUCAUAUCUGAGACCGGGGAGUUUUACCAAAUAUCAAACUUAUUUUUUUGUUAAGAAAUAA